GGAGCGUCCAACAACACAAACUACACAAGCACCCAAAUACAGAUUUCAAGUUAAAGACUGUUCUGUUGGGAGGGUUAUCAUUCACUUUAGUGGUCUAGCUGGAAGGAGGCGGCUAGCUUGCCAAUAGGAUAACUACCUUUUUGUAGUGCUUCCCGAUCCACUGGCGCACUAGCUCCAGCUGGGCUAAAGUAUCGGCACUCUCCCAGAACCAGGCUGAAGGACUGCUGUCUUUUUUCCGAUGCGUGGCGAACACGGAGCCGGUCUGACUUGCCCCUGGAAACUCGAGAACCUGAGCUGUCAUGGGCGUCCAUGGUCUUACGACCUUCGUAGAGGGAAACAGACUUUUCCUUUCUGAUGUGCGAUUCAGAGACAGCCGCCUGGUGAUCGACGGCAACAGUCUCUAUUUCAACCUCUACUUGAAACACGGUUUGGAUCGACAGCACGGAGGAGACUAUGAUGCCUUUGCAGGCAUAGUCUGUCAAUUCCUCUCAGCCCUGGAGGUCUGUGGCAUCCAGCCAUAUGUGGUUCUGGAUGGAGGGAUUGAUCCCAGCAACAAGAAGUUGAACACCCUGCAGCAGCGUCUGCAGGCCAGGAUAAAGGAAGCAGAGAACAUGGCCCACGGCCGCAAUGGCUCUGUUCUCCCCAUCCUGACGAGGCAGGUCUUCAUUCAGGUCCUCAUUCAGAAGGGGAUCCCCCUGGUCCAGUGUCCUGCUGAGGCUGACUGGGAGAUUGCAUGUUUGGCUCACCAGUGGAGAUGCCCACUUCUGAGCAAUGACAGUGAUUUUUAUAUUUUUGACCUGCCAGGUGGAUACCUGCCACUCAAUUUUUUCCAGUGGACCAACCUUAACGGUAAAGCGUCCCACCGCUACAUUCCAGCUCGGUGCUACACCACAAAGGUUCUGUGCCAUUGGUAUGGGGGACUGAAUCAGGAAUUACUGCCACUGUGUGCUGUUCUGAUUGGUAACGACUACGGCACUCCAAAAGAGGCAGAAACCCUUCUAUCUCUAAUUGAUGCGAGUGUGUUAAGCAGGAAGGGCGGCAGGGGUAAAGGUAAAGCACCCUCUUCCCGCAUCGAUCUCUUGCUUAGCUGGCUGUCCUCGUUUGCAAGUUCAGUCGAGGCCUUGGCGGAAGUGAGCAGGCUAAUGGGAGCUGAUAGCAGCGGGGACAAGAAAAAAGGGAAAGGAGGGCUGCGUUUACAACUGCAGGCCGGUAUGCAGGAGUACCAUAUCACCCCUCAAAGCCCCCUGGCUAGUUGGUUUUCUGAAUGCAAGGCAGCACCAGGAAGACAUAAUUCUCCAUUACCUGAGUGCUUCUUACAUGCUGCAGCGCAGGGGCUUUUAGCUCCCUUAGUGGUUGAUGCUUUGUUCAUGCGUAAAGUGCUGCUCCACCCACAGGUAGAGAACAGCAAGCAACCAAGCAGCCACUGUAGUGCAAGAGCUAUACGUCAGGCCAUUUAUGGGAUAUUACUCCUCAAGGGGAAGCAAGGGGGUUCUGUUCAAGACAAUCAGACGAGAGGUGGCAGAGGUCGAGGGGGCCAAGCCCGUGGGAGACUCCAAACCACUCAACAGACUGGAAAUGAAGGAUUUAGCAUUGAUCAAGCUGCCAGCGCAACCAGCCUGCAGACACAAGUCUCCUGCACUCGCAUAUGCGUGGAGGAGUUUGAUCGACUUAACCUCAACUUGAAGAAAAACCAAGUGGAGGCGCUGCUGCUCAAAUCACAUUUACACCUGGAUACACUCGGCCAGGCACCUGCAAAAGUUCGUCUUAAUGCCCUUUUCGAAGUGUUAGGCGUCAGUCAGUCUGCAAUGGCUGCUGUCCCCCCCCACUUGAAGCUGGCUGUAGCAGUAACUGGCUUCUGGCUGCAGGAGGCCGUACCCAAGCCCUCACAGCCCCAGCUGCAAGCCUUGGUCCUUGGAAUGGUGUAUGGAGAACUGGUCUGGAUAGACCAGAGUGGAGGCACCCACUACCAAUGUUCCGUCCCACAGCUUAACUGGCCUGUAGAGCGCGGUUUUCUCCGUUGGCUGGAUCGACAACGCAGUAAGUCCUGGAGACAAGGCAUGCACGUCGCAGCGGCUCACAGUUUCAGCCAAUGGCAGGCCUGCCUCUGGAGUGCACUGUGUCUGAAUCAGCUAUUAUUGCUACCAUUGCCUGAACUCCGCCUCUCAUAUUUGUUCAGCGGUACCAUGGUGCACGGCCUCCUUGGCUACCUGAAAGAAGGCGGAGCAACCGAGAACCUCCUGCCCGAGUCGUCAUUUUCCAGGCAUUUGUACUCGACGCUCUUGCACGCCGUGAGAGAUUGCAGCUCCAAAGCUCGCCCUUCUUCAGCGGGACGAGGUAAGGGGAGAGGCGGAGCGCAGGGAAGGAGAGGAAGAGGGGCAUUCGGAGUAAGGAGAGGAAGAGGAGCAGGAAGGAGAGGGAAUGAAGGGAUGAGCAACAUGUUUGCUGUUUUGGAGAUCAAUGAGUAAUCCUGACUUAAUGAUACAUGCUAAGAGCGUCAUGUGACCAAAUGGGGAAAUUAAUUGUAGAGAUAGAUGCUAUGAAAAACUCUUGGAUCAUAUUGUGUAUGGUAGUUGCAGCUUUGAUAACACUGACCAUUGUCACUCCAAACAAUGCAAUAGCAACAGCAUGCAUCAAAGACGUACUUCCUAUUUUUAACUAGUAGUAUAUACAUGUGUAAUUCAUUGUAUUGACACCUGUUUUGAAAUGUCCAUUUUAAUCAGCAGCUUAUGUAAUAAGAAUCAUUCUAACUUUGUAUAAUCAAGUUUAUUUUACGAAUAAAGAAACACAUUUUAACAGCAGGCAAGCAAUUCAAAAGAAUCGCAGUCAAAUACAGACUCAAAUCGGAUUCUCAUUCAUUGUGUUCCGUUUCUGUGAAGUCCACUAUCAAGAGGAGGAUGACGUUGAUGCAACAGACCCGCUCGGUGUCUGAGAAUCUCCAAGGGCCACGUAGUUCUCGUUAAACUCGAAGGGGGACAUUUGCGGCACGCGGUAUUUUUUUUUUUAUUGGCCCGCGGCACAAAUUCUAAAAACAUCAUUCAACAAGAAAACUAGAAAAAAAGCAAAAAUGGAAAAAUCAGCAGUAUUCCCACAAGAAUAAAGUCAUUAAUAUUAAGAGAAAAAAGUUGUAAUAAAAGAAAAAGGCGUUUGUUUUAUUAUGAGGAAAUCUAACGUUUUUUAUGUCAUAGGUUAUAAUAUUGUGAGAGUAAAGUCCAAAUAUUAUCAAACUAAAUUCAAAGUUGUAUGGGAAUAAAGUAAUAAUAUAAAAUAAAUAACAUUGCAAGAAGAUUUACAAGAAAGUUGAAAUACUUGGAAAUAAAAAAAAACAACAGCUUAAAUUAAAGAAUAAGUAGCAAUUUUACAAGAAUAAAGUCAAAAUAUUAAGGGACAAAGUUGUAACGAGAAAUAAAUUACAGUUUUACAAGAAUCACCUUGUAAUAUUGAGUAAUCCAAUGUCACUUUAGGAGCAUAAAGUAGAAAUAUUAAAGAAAUGUUUUUUUAAAGGUCGGGGAAAAAGUUAUAACAUGGAAAUUAAGUCAAAAUAUUAAGGAAAUAAAGUCAUAAUAUCACAAAAAGAACAUCUACAAUUGAAAUAUUUUGAAAAUGUGCAGCAAAAAUGGGGAAAAAAAGAGCACAGAAUGAAGUUGAUACUAAUAAUAGGCUUUUUCACUGAUAUCACAAAGCUGAGAUGCAGUUUUUUCUUCUUGAAAUUUUCAUAAGUUCGUAGCAUAUUUACAUGUGUUGCCUUGCGGCCCUUCAUUCUUUCAUUUUUCACAAUGUGGCCCUGGCUGGAGAAAGUUUGGACACCCCUAUAUUACAGUAUUGACCAGUAUUAUAUAUCCAUAUACUAUAUUUACACAUGCAAACGGGAGAUUUUCUUCUUCUCUCUCACACACAUGCCAAUAAUCCCUAAUAAAAACACGGGCUACUGUUGUGGCCUUAAACCAUGCAAUGCUAAAACUCAACUCAGAACCUCAGACGCCACUUCCUGUCCGCCCUUCACUCAGCUCCCCUAGAGAACAGAUUUUUAUCGCAACACAUAUGAGCAUGAGUCUUAUUUCCUCAUUUUUUGUACAAACACAAGCCACACUUGUCUAUAAGCCGCAAGUGUCUACAUUGUAACGUGAGAUAUUUACACCGAAAUACACAUUAUAAACCUUGCAAUGCUAUCUACGCUCAUUGUUCCCAACGUUACUCGUUUGCUCCGAUGAGAUGCAAGAAGCUCCCCUACUUGAUGAAAUGUACAGCUCCAAAGACGAUCGCUGCGUAAGACUUCAAAACGUGAUACUAGUGUCCACUUCACUACUCCAGUUCAUUACUUCUAUGCUCUAACUACAAAAGUAUUCCAUUUACAAAUAAGGACUCCUACUUCGCAAAAAUUCACUUAUCACAGUCGGGUGCGUAACCAAUUAACAGCGAUAAACGAGGGGUUACUGUACCAUAGUGACAAGAGCUUCAUUUUGAUGUACAAACCUGUCAGAGUCUGUGUGGUACUCCAUUACAUGAUCGAGCUUGGAAAAUUC
Dunckerocampus dactyliophorus (ringed pipefish) is the source of this 4520-nucleotide messenger RNA. RefSeq names its product asteroid homolog 1b (gene aste1b). NCBI's taxonomy places the organism in Eukaryota, Metazoa, Chordata, Actinopteri, Syngnathiformes, Syngnathidae. The transcript is spliced from 8 exons. The record is from RefSeq and is a predicted model, not a curated record. The coding region runs from base 300 to 2465 and encodes 721 amino acids.